AUGGCUUCUUCAACCGAUGAGACUUGGUACCUACCAGCUGACACAGCUCCCCACCAGAGCCUUCUUAUGGCUUACCCCAAUACCACAUCUGAUAAUACUGGCAGUUUGCUUGAAAAUGCACAAGACGAAAUAAUCAGCAUUGCAAAUGCCAUUGCAGAAUUCGAGCCUGUCAUACUCUUAUCAAGCUCUGAAACUCUAGCCAGUGUCAAAUCCAGAGUGAAUCAGAAUGUUACCGUCCUGUGCGUUGAGCAAACGAGCCAUCUGUGGAUUCGAGACUUUGGCCCUAUUUUUGUUAAAUCUCGGAGCGGAAAAUCCAUCCGUGGCGUCGAUUUUAACUUCAACUACUGGGGAGCAAAACGUUCACCAUCUGGAGACGAAUUUAUCGCCAAAAUCGCGACCGAGCAUAUUACUGGUGGCGCCAAUUUGCGUGCGGAUAUUGUUGCCGAGGGCGGUGCAAUGGAAGUCGACGGUGAAGGCACCUUUAUGGCCGCUGAAAGUGCUAUUAUCAAUGAUAACAGGAACCCCGGUAAGACCAGAGGCCAGAUUGAGGAUGAGCUGGCACGGCUGUUGGGGGUUCAUAAGUUUCUUUGGCUUGCCGGCGAGGUUGGUAAGGAGACAACGGACUGUCACAUCGACGCCCUGGCGCGAUUUGUCCGUCCCGGAGUUGUUCUCUUAAGCAAGCCAUCACCUCAAGGUCCCGGAAAAUAUAUCGCCGCAUACACGGACGCCAAGGCGAGGUUAUCUACAGCUACUGACGCCCUAGGCAAUAAAUUAGUGUUACAUGAUUGCCUUGAGCCUGAUUUAGACAAGCUGGAAAACAUUUCUAAAGGAGCGAAUUGUGUAGCUUCCUAUGUCAACUUCUUGGCUGUCAACGGAGGGAUCAUAAUUCCUCGAUUCGGCGACGAGGACAGAGACCUUCAAGCUUUUCAAUUAUUCGAAACACUGUUUCCUGAUCGGAAAGUUGUACAGGUUUAUAUUCACGCGUUACCACAUAUAGGGGGAGGAAUCCAUUGUGCGACUCAACAGGUCCCUGCCCUUACUUAA
Fusarium oxysporum Fo47 is the source of this 1044-nucleotide messenger RNA. RefSeq names its product agmatine deiminase family protein. NCBI's taxonomy places the organism in Eukaryota, Fungi, Ascomycota, Sordariomycetes, Hypocreales, Nectriaceae. Gene Ontology annotation, biological process: putrescine biosynthetic process. The transcript has a single exon. Bases 1 to 1044 code for a protein of 347 amino acids. Gene Ontology annotation, molecular function: agmatine deiminase activity; protein-arginine deiminase activity. The record is from RefSeq and is a predicted model, not a curated record.